AUGAAACUUGCAUCUUGCCUCACUGCCACUCGCGCUCUUCUCCUCAGUUCGCUCCUAGCACAACGAGGCUACGCGUCUCCAGUCAAGCGUACGACGCCGCCGCACAAUGGGACGAGCUCGGAGGCAGGGACAGUGCUGACUUACGACUUUGUCAUUGUUGGGGGAGGACUAGCAGGUUUGACGCUAGCCGCCCGCUUGAGCGAAGUUCCGGACCAGACGGUUCUCGUCUUGGAAGCGGGAUUGAGUCCGGAGGUCGUUGGCGCAUACGUAGUCCCCGGCCUCAAUGAGCAAGUCCUAGGCAAGUUCAGCACCGUCAUCGACUGGUCGUUCGUUACACCCCCUCAAGAGUCGCUCAACAACCGUACGAUCCUGUACCACCGUGGACGUGGCUUAGGCGGUAGCACUACAAUCAACGGCAUGGCAUACGGUCGGGGCUCGGCCAGCAUCUAUGAUCUCUGGGAGAGCUUAGGCAAUGAGGGCUGGAGCUGGAACGAUCUGUUCCCGUACUUCCGCAAGAGCACGAGAUUCAACCCCGGCCCUGACCCUGGACCUUAUGAGACUUUCGAUGCUUCGGCUUACAGCAGCGAUGGCCCGGUUCAGCUUGCUUUUCCGAACUCAAUCAACGAAGAGUUCCCGGCCACAGUCGACUUCGUUGAAGCCUUGAGCUCGAUUGGUGUCGAGCCAGCCAUCGAUCUCAACCUAGGCGUCAACCUUGGCGCUCAGCAAGAGGUUCUUACGAUUGACGCAAACAUGGCGCGUUCGUCUUCGUACGACGCCUACUACGUGCCGAUUAGGGAUCGCCCCAACUUGACUGUCAUGACCUCGGCCUUGGUCCAAGCUAUUACCAGCGAACAGCGAGACGGAGCCUUGACUGCAACGGGAGUGGUCUUCACCGAAGGUUCCCGGGGGAAUGCACUGAACGUUACCGCAAGAAAGGAGGUCAUCCUCAGUUGUGGUGCUUUCCAGACCCCUCAGCUCCUUAUGCUUUCAGGUAUCGGUCCUGCAGAGACACUUGAUGUCUUCGGCAUUCCUGCCGUUUUAGUGAACGAGAAUGUAGGCCAGCACAUGCAAGACCACACCUAUUUCAGCGUGACGGCGAGAGUGACGCCUGAAACCGGAGGUGAUGUGUUCAACCGGAUUGAUCUUCUUCAAGCGGCUCAAAGGGAGUAUUGGGCCAACAGAACAGGCCCGCUGACUGUCGCGGGAGGAAACACCUACUCGUUCCAGAAGAUCCCCGACGACAUUCUUGAGUCUCUGAAUGCUACAGAGCUCAUCGGCGACCGCUCCAACCAAGCUCACGUCGAGUAUGUGUUCGAGUCCGUCUACUACCCGAACAACCCGAACGUGGAGCGUUAUCCGCCGAACUUGGAUGAGACCUUUUUCUCUGUCACUGGUGUGAUUCUCGCGCCUGUCUCCAGGGGAGAGGUGACGCUCCAAUCCAACUCUAUCACGGACCCACCGUCGAUCAAUGUCAACUACUACUCCGCUGAGGCGGACCAGAACAUCGCCGUUUGGAUCCUACGUAACCUUCGCACAGUUCUCGCGCAAGCCGGCCUGUCGCGCUGGACAAUCGGUCCCAACAACGGUGAGAUAGCUCCAGGUGUGGAAAUUGAGAGCGACGAGGACAUCCUUGACUUCAUCAAGAACACCGCGCUGCCGGUGUGGCACGCUUCUGGCACGGCCCAGAUGCUGCCCGAGGAUCAGGGCGGUGUGGUCGAUAGCCGCUUGCGGGUGUACGGCAUGCAGGGCUUGCGCGUCGUGGACGCCAGCAUCAUGCCGAUCAUUCCAGAUCAACACAUCCUCGCCGCGGUCUAUGCAGUCGCAGAGAAAGCAGGUGAUCUAAUCAAGGAAGACUGGGGCUUCUUGUGA
Molecule: messenger RNA, 1869 nt
Organism: Coniosporium apollinis CBS 100218
Lineage: Eukaryota; Fungi; Ascomycota; Dothideomycetes
Exons: 9
Coding region: 1-1869 (622 amino acids)
Biological process (GO): secondary metabolite biosynthetic process
Molecular function (GO): flavin adenine dinucleotide binding; oxidoreductase activity, acting on CH-OH group of donors
Source: RefSeq, a predicted model, not a curated record